GUGAUAACUAUCCUGUAUGGCUGCAAGCUUCUGGCCCCCAAUUGUGCCAUUCUUGGAACUGCCACUCAAACGUGCAUGUAGUCGAAGAUACGCAAUAUAUGCGUAGAAGGCUGUGCGAGGCCGGCUAUGAUGGGAUAUUUAAAUGCGGGUUUGUGGAACUUGGACUGGCUGAUUAUUCCGACAUCAGUGCCGGUUAAUUCUCUUUAUUGAAAGGCCAACAUGGGUGCAGCUUUUUCCAACCCAGCUCAGGACACAUCCACCCCUCCACUUCAGGAGGAUGAAAAUAGUUUGAUGAUCACUGGCCUUGCCACUAAAUGGCCUUCCAAGCUUAUUGGCCCGGAGGAUAUGAAAGCAUAUGCAUUGAAGCAUUACCCGGAAAAUGCUCCCUGGCUCCAAAGUUUACUGAAAAUCAACGAACAAACUGGUAUAGAAACUCGGGCGGUAGUUGAUCUUUGGAAUGACCCGAAGUGGCAUCAAGAUACUCCACCCUCAGCAGAAGACGUCGACGCUGCGUUCCGCAAAUACGGCGUCGAGCUUGCGACGGGCGCCGCCCGAGACGCCUUGAGCGAUAGCCAUAUCUCUCCAGGCUCGGUUACCCAUGUUGUGGCAGUUACAGCGACUAAUGCCGGCAGCCCAGGCUAUGAUCAGCUCGUUGCCCGGGAGCUAGGUAUUCCUGUAACUGCGGAGAGAGUUCUCCUGGCGGGUGUUGGCUGCGCAGGAGGCCUCGCCGCACUGCGAGUAGCUUCUAAUCUGGCUAGGGCAGCAACUCUACAGCAACAAGAGGCCCGCGUCUUGAUCAUUGCGUGUGAGAUCUGCAGCAUCCAGAUCCGCGCCGAGCUACAUGCUGCCUCCCAGUCGGGUGUUGUCGGGAUUGGGCCCGCCCUCUUCGGCGACGGUGCGGCAGCUAUGGUGCUGUGCAACUCAUACGGCCUGAGUGACAAAAUCCCUAGGCGCUUCAGUGUGAUCGAUUGGCGUACCUGUAUCACGCCCGACACACAUCAACAGAUGUCCUAUCGAGUAGCGUCUAACGGGUUCCUUCUCUCGCUGUCGAAGCAGGUUCCCAAAUACACUGCUGCGUCUCUUCAAACGCCGUUCCAAAGCUUACUUAAGGGCAAUGGAAAGGAGCUUUCCUCGGCGGAUUUCGACUGGGCCGUUCACCCUGGUGGCUUGUCGAUCAUCAAGGGUGCCCAGAUGGCAAUGAAACUACCGGAUGAGGCAUUGGCAGCGAGCUAUGAGAUAUACAAAAAUCGGGGAAAUGCGUCGAGCGUCGCGGUUCUCGCCGUCUUGGACAGGUUACGGUCGAUGGAGAUGCGGAAACAAGAUGUUGUCUCGUGCAGUUUUGGUCCCGGCCUUACCACGGAAAUGGUCCUCCUGAAGCGAUGGAUGUAGUUGAUGGAUUCAUGUAUAUAGCUCCUAGCGUUGUUUAUGUGUCGAUAAUAUUUUAAAACAAUCUC
Aspergillus steynii IBT 23096 is the source of this 1454-nucleotide messenger RNA. Its product is annotated as chalcone synthase B. NCBI's taxonomy places the organism in Eukaryota, Fungi, Ascomycota, Eurotiomycetes, Eurotiales, Aspergillaceae. Gene Ontology annotation, molecular function: acyltransferase activity, transferring groups other than amino-acyl groups. The transcript is spliced from 2 exons. The record is from RefSeq and is a predicted model, not a curated record. Gene Ontology annotation, biological process: polyketide biosynthetic process. Bases 220 to 1389 code for a protein of 389 amino acids.